Molecule: messenger RNA, 1254 nt
Organism: Pyrenophora tritici-repentis Pt-1C-BFP
Lineage: Eukaryota; Fungi; Ascomycota; Dothideomycetes; Pleosporales; Pleosporaceae
Product: MMR-HSR1 domain containing protein
Molecular function (GO): GTP binding
Source: RefSeq, a predicted model, not a curated record
AUGUCACCGAAGCAGAAGGGCACCUUCACUCAUGGUUCUUAUCCCCCGGAAAAGGGUUCAAUGCCGUCCUCUACAUGGAAGAUAGGCCAGCACACGGCUUACAGAUCGGCCGGGAAGGUGGAAGACGUCUACAUCGGUGUUAUGGGAGUCACCGGAGCAGGAAAGUCUUCAUUCAUAGAUUUGUGUACAGGACAAAAGAUUGGAGUUGGCCAAGGCCUCCGUUCACACACGCAGGAGAUUGGAGAGUUUGCUUUCAUGCUGAGUGCAAACCUCAGAGUUCAUCUGGUCGAUACGCCAGGUUUUGACGACACGGAUCGGAAGGAUACUGACGUACUCCGGGACAUUGCUGGAUGGCUGGGCGUCUCGUAUACGAACAAGAAACGUCUAAGUGGCAUGAUCUUCCUACAUCGCAUUAUCGACCCUAGGAUGCAAGGAUCUGCAAAGCGCAACCUUUUCAUGUUCCAAAAACUCUGCGGCGAAGAGUGCUUCAGUCGAAUCAUACUUGCUACCACUAUGUGGUCUCUUGUUCCGCCAGGUAUUGGCGCUCAGCGAGAGCAAGAGCUGAUGCGACAAGACGAUUUCUGGGGCUUUAUGCUGAAAAAGGGCAGUCGAAUCAUGCGACACACGGACGAAAAUGAUCGCUCGUCCGCUUUAGCCAUACUCAACGCGGUAGUUCGUAACCGCAAAGAAAUAACGCUCCGUAUUCAACAGGAAAUGUCCACUGAGGGCUUAGGUCUUGAGGAGACUGAGGCAGGGCAACAAUUGAACGAGGACAUAACAAAGGAGCGGGAGAGGCAUCGAAGAGACAUAGAAGAGUUGCAGCAGGAGAAAGAGGAAGCCUUGGCAGUGGCAAACCAGGAGGCGGCGGAACAGAUCAACGAGCUCCAAGCCGACCUUGCCAAAAAAAUUCAAGCUGGCGAAGAAUCGCAGGAGCGCCUUCGCACUGAUCUUGAAAAGUUGCAGGCAGAACGUAAAGCAGAGCUGAAGAAGCUCUUCGAAGAAAUGCAAGAGCAGAAAGAUAAGCUAGAUAAGAUGGAGGCCGAUAACGAAGAAACCAGGUUCAUGGCAACCAGUCAGACUAACAGAGAAGAGUUUCAAGGCGUAUUGAGCGCGUUGGAAGAAAGUAUGCGGAUCGAAAAAGAGACUCUUAAGACACAGUUUGAGACAUUCGAGAAAAAGAAGAAUGGGGUUAUCAUGGAAUGUGGUGAGUGGCUUCAACUGAUCUGGGAUGGGGUUUGUGCGAUGCUUGAAUAA